AUGAGUAGGAAGGGAGGGAGGAGGGGGGGAAGUAGGGAGAAGCUGACACUCGGAGAGCGAGCAAGACCCCGGAGAAGGAGCGAGGGGACAGAGGAGGAGCUGAGAGAGACCGCAGAGCGAGGACCCCGGGGAGGGGAGCGCGGUGGUGGGCGUCGCAGGGGCGGACCCGGCUACCCCUCCGUCCCCACCUCCCACCGCGGGAACCCUUCCGGCCCGGGCGGCUGCGGGAGACCGGGGAUGGCGGAUUCGUGCCAGAACCUCACGUAUGUGCGGGACUCGGUGGGCCCGGCCACCAGCGCCCUGAUGUUCGUGGCGGGCGUGGUGGGCAACGGGCUGGCGCUGGGCAUCUUGGGGGCGCGGCGACGGUCACGCCCCUCGGCCUUCGCGGUGCUGGUCACCGGGCUGGCGGUCACCGACCUGCUGGGCACGUGCUUCCUGAGUCCAGCGGUGUUCGCGGCCUACGCCCGCAACAGCUCGCUGCUGGGCCUGGCCCGGGGCCGCCCGGCGCUGUGCGAUGCCUUCGCCUUCGCCAUGACCUUCUUCGGCCUGGCCUCCACGCUCAUCCUCUUCGCCAUGGCCGUGGAGCGCUGCCUGGCGCUCAGUCACCCCUACCUCUACGCCCAGCUGGACGGGCCGCGCCGCGCCCGCCUGGCGCUGCCCGCCAUCUACGCCUUCUGCACCGUCUUCUGCUCGCUGCCCCUGCUGGGCCUGGGCCAACACCAGCAGUACUGCCCGGGCAGCUGGUGCUUCAUCCGUAUGCGCUCGGCCGAGCUGGGUGGCUGCGCAUUCUCGCUGGCCUACGCCAGCCUCGUGGCCCUGCUGGUGGCCGCCAUCAUCCUCUGCAACGGCUCGGUCACCUUCAGCCUCUGCCGCAUGUACCGCCAGCAGAGGCGCCACCACGGCUCGCUGGUCCCCGGCCCCCGGGCGGGCGAAGAUGAGGUUGACCACCUGAUUCUGCUGGGCCUCAUGACGGGCAUCAUGGCCGUGUGCUCCCUGCCUCUCACGAUCCGCGGCUUCACCCAGGCCAUCGCCCCGGACAGCAGUGAGAUGGGGGACCUCCUCGCUUUCCGUUUCAAUGCCUUCAACCCCAUCCUGGACCCCUGGGUCUUCAUCCUUUUCCGCAAGGCCGUCUUCCAGCGGCUCAAGCUCUGGUUCUGUUGCUUGUGCCCGAGGCCUGGCCAGGGUGACUUGCAGACGUCCCUCUCCCAGCCGCCCUCGGGGAGGAAGGGCUCAAGGGCCCCCACUGCUCUCGGGGGGAAGGAAGGGAGCUGGGUGCAUUUGUCAGCCUGGGGCGAGGGGCAGGGGGCACCCUUGCCUGUCCCACAGCCAUCCAGCAGCACCGUGGGAACACCGUCCAAAGUGGGGUCCGAGACAGCCUGCUCCCUCUGCUGACAUCUGCCCCGUGAUCUCCUGCCCUGUCUUCCGGGAGCAGGAGCCAGAAAUUCAGGGACAUGACCGAUGGCUGCGGGUGGACAAGCCCAGAGAUGGAUCCUGGAGCCCAGCCGGCCAGAAUGUUGACCCCCCUGGAUUCAGGGGGUGAUCAGCUGCUAUUCCUCCUCCUUCAGGGUGACCACGAUGGGCUGUGGGAGGAGGGAGAGAGGGAGAGGAAACAAUUAUCCUGGAGCAUAAAAAGAGCAGUUCUCUCAAAAUAUCCGGUGGCCUGGGUGGCCUGGUCUGGCCCUCGCUUUGCCCAUCCAUCUCACUGUCUAAAUAUUUAGAAGGCAGAAGAGUUCCCAGCAGCUUCUGUGCACUCAGGUCUCAUCUGGUUAGGCUUCUGGCUCUGAUCCUCAUUCAUUCAGGGUGCCCUGGAUACCCACCCCAAACCCCCGGCGGACAGCCCUGCCCUCUCCCAGUCUACUCCAAGAGCCACCCUCUCUCUGCCUCACGGGAGCCCAGGAUUCUCCGACAAGCUCCCUGCUUCCCUUUACUUCUGAUUCCCCAUCAGACUUGGGAGGCCUGGUCCCCGCAGGGGAGGUGAAGAAGGGGAGACUUGCAUUGUGGGUGACACCACUGGACAGGUGCCUGGAAACUGCAUGGCUUGGUGAGUUGCAAGAUGUGGAUGGUGGGGCCCUGGGCUGGGGGAGAAGCUGGAGAAUGAAGCGGUGGGAGGUACGGACCCCAGGGAUGGCCCAGGAACUCAGACCUAAGUCCUGUGCCUGUCCCUAUGCCCCCUCGCAGAGCCUCACUUCACCGCCUGUGUCCUGGGAACUGCCACAAAAAUGUCAUUCAUUCAUUCAUUCAUUCAUUCAACAAAUAGUGGGCGCUGACUCUACCAGGUGCUGGGGACACAGAGCAGUCUCGGCCCCACCCUGGACUCCUCUGGGGUGAUUUCCAGCCUUCAGUUCCCCUUCUGACUGCUGGGGUAAUGUUCAGCCAUCCCCCCCUCCCCCCUUCUCGUUGCCAUCCCCUGCCCUCAGGUACAGAAUUCAAGGGUUUUCCAGGAGUGAACAUGAAAGGAAGUGGUACUUCUGGUGGUGGGAGGAGGUGAAUGGGAAAGCCCCCAGACUCAACCCCAGCCCUGGGUUCCCCUUUCUCACUUGGCUUCAGGGUUAAAACAAUAAAUCUGCCCCUGAGGAGGGCUGGAGGAGUAGAUGAGGCAUGAGCUUCCUAUAAAGACAAUAGCGGUGGCUAAAGUGAGUCCUUCGCCUCGUGAAUUGCACCCUCCCGCUCCAGGCUGCUAUUAUUAGAGCCCUUCUACACAGGCUGGAAUCAAGGUCCGGAGAGGGCCAUCACCAGCCCCAGGAGAAAGCUCAGCCUGCAGGUGGAGCUGGGUUUGUGAGGGUUCCAAGGUUGUUUUUUUUUUUGGCCAUGCCUCGCUGCUUGCGGGAUCUUAGUUCCCUGACCAGCCAUGGAAACCGUGCCCCCUACAGUGGAAGCCCAGAGUCCUAACCACUGGACCACCAGGGAAGUCCCUGGUCUAUCUUUUUAUCUCCUUAGCUCAGAUCACUGUUGGGCUGAUGAGUUUGCUUUGGUUUCCUUUUGCGUAGGAUGGUGAUCAUAAUCUAAUACUUAGCUUACAAGGCUGUGCUGAGGAUUAAAUGAUUACCCCGAAAAGCAAUUUAGCACAGGGCCUGGAGUAAAGCCCACAAUACGUGUUACUGUUACUGCCAUUGUUGUUGUUGUGGCUAUUGUAGUGGUCUUUGGCAUCUGGGCAAAUGCGGUUUGAAAACACUUUUCUCCAUUGUUUUGACUUCUUCCCACCAGACAUUAUGUUUCAUUUGAAGAGGUGUCUGCGAGAGUUAAAAAUAGGUCAAACGACUGCUUAAUGGGUAUGGGGUUUCCUUUUGGGGUGAUGAAAAUGUCCUGGAACUAGAUAGCGACGGUGGUUGUACAACAUCGUGAAUGUACUAAAUGUCACUGAAUGGUACUUUUUAAGAUGGUUAAAAUGGUACAUUUUGUGUUAUGGGUAUUUUACCACAAUAAAAAAAAAUGUAAUACUGAAAAAAAAAUUGAGG
This is a messenger RNA of Balaenoptera acutorostrata (minke whale), 3455 nucleotides long. It is a transcript of the gene PTGIR, whose product is annotated as prostaglandin I2 receptor. Gene Ontology annotation, biological process: inflammatory response; positive regulation of cytosolic calcium ion concentration; negative regulation of smooth muscle cell proliferation. The record is from RefSeq and is a predicted model, not a curated record. The transcript is spliced from 3 exons. Gene Ontology annotation, cellular component: plasma membrane. Lineage: Eukaryota; Metazoa; Chordata; Mammalia; Artiodactyla; Balaenopteridae. The coding region runs from base 1 to 1392 and encodes 463 amino acids. Gene Ontology annotation, molecular function: prostacyclin receptor activity.